Molecule: messenger RNA, 2826 nt
Organism: Sclerotinia borealis F-4128
Lineage: Eukaryota; Fungi; Ascomycota; Leotiomycetes; Helotiales; Sclerotiniaceae
Source: the annotation of a GenBank genome assembly
AUGGGCCAACGUGGAAAAGGAGGUCGUGGCGGCAGAGGACGAGGACGAGGCGGUAGAGGUGGGGGAAGAUCGAGGGAUUCAGGAGUUGAUAAUCGAUGCAGCUUCGAAAACGUUCCCAAAUCCAACGAGAAAUUCGAGAGAUACUACAAUGGGCUUUUAAAUUUAGAGGAGGGAGAGAAGGGGGAGUUUUGGGCAGCGUUGAAGAGAGAAUUGCCAAAUUCUUUCCGAUUCGCGGGGUCGAAAGGUCAUGCAAUUGCGGUACAGAAGCAAUUAAAAGAACGAUACAUCCCCGAAAUUACUGCCAUUCAGCAAUUCGAUGGUAGUCCGGUUACACCUCCAGCGCCAGUUCCGUGGUAUCCAGAUGAACUUGCAUGGGCGAUGUCGACUUCAAAGACUGUUAUACGAAAAUCUCCUCCUUUUGCUAAGUUCCAAAAAUUCUUGGUUUCAGAGACGAGUGUGGGUAAUAUUAGCAGACAGGAGGUUGUCAGUAUGAUUCCACCAUUGGUUAUGGAUUUGAGACCUGGAAUGACGGUACUGGACAUGUGUGCCGCGCCUGGAAGUAAGGCGGCUCAAUUAUUGGAGAUGGUACAUCAUGGGGAGGAAACCAGAGUUCAAGCGGUUUUAAAAGGAGACGGAAGCGCAAGCGCCGAAUUGGAGCUCGAUCCCAGCGAUGAUGGAAGAGCUACAGGUUUAUUGAUCGCCAAUGACUCCGACUAUAAGAGAAGUCACAUGUUGAUUCAUCAACUCAAACGACUUUCAUCUCCAAAUCUCAUCGUUACAAAUCAUGAUGCUACCAUGUAUCCAUCAAUCAAGCUUCCAGCUACUCCAGAAAACCCGGCAACCAAUCGAUACCUUAAAUUUGAUCGAAUUUUGGCCGAUGUACCUUGUUCUGGAGAUGGCACGACUAGAAAGAAUGUGAAUCUGUGGAAGGAUUGGAAUCCGAGUAAUGCACUUGGACUUUAUGUUACCCAAGUUCGCAUUCUAGUUAGGGCUCUUCAAAUGCUCAAGGUGGGUGGGCGUGUUGUCUACUCCACUUGCAGCAUGAAUCCCAUCGAGAACGAAGCAGUCAUUGCUUCCGCCAUUGAAAGAUGUGGUGGUCCUGAGAAGGUUAAAUUGAUCAAUAGCGAUGACCAAUUACCUUUGCUUAAGAGAAGGCCAGGAUUGAAGACAUGGACUGUCAUGGACAAGAAAGGUCGUGCUUGGAAUUCCUGGGCCCACCUGCAAAAGCAUAUUGCAGACAAUGGAGAAGAAGAUUGCACGAGUAAGUUGGUUGAGGGAAUGUUUUCACCAAUCGAUGAAGCUAUGUCAAGCGUUCCUUUCGAUCAAUGCAUGCGUGUUUAUGCACAUUUGCAAGAUACCGGUGGUUUCUUCAUCACAAUCUUGGAGAAACAAUCAGAGUUCAAAGCAAAGCCAGAAUCGGAAAACAAGAAGAUUGUACCCAAACCUCCCAUCACAGCAAUCGUUGAUGCGAUCGAGUCUGCUACUACUCCAGUGGAUAGCGGAAGUGUCGCCCCCAAAAUUGAGGCAGCUGAUCAACUUACUCAUCCCACCUCAUCCACCCUCGACGAAGUUACACCUGUAGCACGUCAAAAUCAAGAACAACCUGGAUCCGAUGCAACCCAUACUAUUGGUUCCAAACGUCCUGCUUCAGAAAUUGAAGACCCCGAAGUUAACGGCGCUAUCGAGAACAAAAAGUUGAAGACAGAAGACACAGAAAGCCAUGCAUCACCACCACCCACCGGAGGCCACACGGAACACUAUCCACCACCACCAGCUGCAGAACUAGAUCUCACAACUCGCCCAGGCGACCAACGAUCUGAUUCAAGACCAGAGAAACCUCUUAACAAAUACGGCCAAAACCAAGCAUAUGAAGAGGCAUUCAAAUAUAUCCCUGGUGACCAUGAUCAGGUUUCUGACAUCGAAUCCUUUUACAAAUUGAGUGGGAGGUUUCCAAGAGAUAGAUUCUUGGUGAGAAAUGCCACAGGUGAACCGGCCAAGACGAUUUACUACACAACUGCACUGAUUAGAGAUAUUUUGAGCGAGAAUGAGGGCAAAGGAAUCAAAUUCAUUCAUGCUGGUGUCAAGAUGUUCAUGAAGCAAGAUGUGCAGGGCGAGGGUGUUUGCAGAUGGCGUAUCCAAUCUGAAGGUAUGCCAAUUCUGCAAGGCUACGUCGGAGAGGGAAGAGUGGUCAAAUUGACCAAGAAGGAAACACUCCGCACUCUCUUAAUUGAGAUGUUCCCCAAAGUAUCAGGUGACUCGUGGAAAGAACUCGGAGAGAUUGGAGAAAGAGUUAGAGAUAUUGGAAUGGGAUGUUGUAUUUUGAGAAUCGAACCUGGUGAAGGCGAAGAUGCUUUUACCGAGAAAAUGGUACUUCCUUUGUGGAGAAGCAUGCAUUCUCUUAACUUGAUGUUGGCAAAAGAGGAUAGAAGUGCAAUGUUAUUGAGAAUUUUCGAUGACACUACACCAUUGGUCAAUAAUUCCAUUGCAUUUCAAAGGGAGGCGGAGCUCAGGAACUUGAAGGAUGGGGAGACCAAGAAAGAAGUCGCGCCGGGAUUCAAAGUCGAGGAUGGAGAGAUCAAGGUUGAUGUUGAUGGUGGAUUGGAGGGUGCGGGUGCAAGUGGUGUACGAAGGAGAGAUCAGAGAGAUGCCGAUGUACAGAUUGUGGAAGGACCAUACAGUACUCUGGUAGCGGGCGUGGAUCAAGUGGCGAAUAAGGGAAUGGAUGUAAAGGCAACGAAGAUUGAGAAGGGUGAGGAGACUGGUGGUGUAGAGGAACAACUUGGUGGUAUGGGUGGUAUUGAGGGACAGCAGGGUGGGGUUGCUUAG